UUAAAAAAGCUUCUUCCUUUACAUUCAAGAAUAUAUUUUUCAUUUUUUCAUUUUUUUUUUCAUUUUUGAUUUAUUUUUAGUUAUUAAUCUUCUUCUUUUUUUUUUAAUGACACCAAAAGAAGAGCUCUUUUACUCUGCCCAAAAAGCAUUUUCCAGAAAUCCUUGCAACUGAUUAUAUAGUACUUUCAAUUCCUUCAUUUUCCAGAAAUUCUUUCCUUUUUUUCUCAAAUUUUUACUCACUUGCCUCUGUUUUAUUCAGAUUUGUAAAAUCAUAUUUCAAAAGAUGAAACUCAUGAGACCCCUUUUUUCUUCUUCUUCUUCUUCUUCUACUUCUUCUUCUUCUUCACAUUUCUGUUCCUUAAUUUCUUUUACUAUUUCCAAUUAUUACUCAGGAAAUUUUGUCUAGGAUAUUUUGGGUUAUUCUUCCAGAUGGAUGCUGAUAAAAAAGUUGUAGAGAGAGAGAGAUUAAAAGAAAAUAAAAAGGAAACAGAUAGAUGUUCUUGUGAAUCAGGGGAUCUUUUCUUUCUUUCUCUCUGUUGAAUUCUGACUUUGCUUCCCCCUUUGCUUUUUCUUUCUUCUUCUUACACUUGGUUCUGAUUCUAAAUGGAUACUCUCAUGGAUUGAUCUUUAUAAUUUCAUAAAUCCUUUAAGCUUCUUAAUUUUAUUUUUCCCUUCUUGGGUAUGGGAAUUUCUUAAUUUCAUCUGCUCAUUGACCUUCUUCAUCUGGGUUUUUCAUCUUUAAUCUUUGAUUUCUUUCAUUCCUUUGGUUUUUGAGCAAAUUUCGGAACUGGGUUUUGUUUUGUUUCUAUAAAUGAGAGCUGGGUUAAGUACGAUUCAGCAGACUCUUACGCCGGAGGCGGCGAGUGUGCUGAAUCAUUCCAUAGCUGAAGCCGGUCGCCGGAACCAUGGCCAAACGACGCCGCUUCAUGUGGCUGCAACGCUUCUCUCUUCACCGAGUGGGUUUCUCAGGCAAGCUUGUAUCAAAUCCCACCCAAAUUCCUCGCAUCCCCUUCAGUGCCGAGCUCUUGAGCUCUGUUUUAGCGUUGCCCUUGAGCGGCUUCCGACAGCUCAAAACGCUAGUCCCGGCGCUGAGCCGCCCAUUUCCAACGCGCUUAUGGCUGCCCUUAAGCGCGCCCAAGCUCACCAGCGCCGUGGCUGUCCGGAGCAACAGCAACAGCCGCUCUUAGCCGUCAAAGUUGAGCUCGAACAGUUAAUUAUCUCGAUUCUUGAUGACCCAAGUGUGAGCCGUGUUAUGAGGGAGGCUAGUUUUUCUAGCCCCGCUGUUAAGGCCACCAUUGAACAAUCCAUGAAUUCACCGGCCCCGGCAAGUUCUUCGCCGAUUGGGGGAUUGGGGUUUCGACCUUCUCCGGUAGGACCGCCGAGGAAUUUGUACUUAAAUCCACGGCUGCAACAGCAGGGGAGCGUCGCCCCACCGGUGCAGCAGAGGGGGGAGGAAGUCCGGAAGGUGUUUGAUAUAUUGCUCCGAUCAAAGAAGAGGAAUCCGGUGCUCGUGGGGGAGUCGGAGCCGGAGGCCGUGGUGAAGGAAUUGUUGAGGAGAAUUGAGAAUAGAGAAUUGGGGGAUGGGACACUUGGUAAUGUUCAGAUAAUUCAUUUGGAGAAGGAGAUCUGUUCUUCUGAUAGGUUGCAGAUUGCUGGUAGGCUUAAGGAAUUGGGAGAUUUCGUGGAGAGUAGAAUGGAGAAUUUAAAUGGUGGUGGAGGGGUUAUUCUUGAUAUGGGGGAUUUGAAAUGGCUGGUUCAGCAGCCACCUGCAACCGGGGGUGGUUCGGGGUCGGGUGCGGUGCAGCAGCAGGUUGUUUCGGAAGGUGGGCGUGCUGCAGUGACGGAGAUGGGGAAGCUUCUUGCCAAGUAUGGCAAUGGUAGCGGUAGUCGGCUUUGGUUGAUUGGUACUGCGACUUGUGAGACAUAUUUAAGGUGUCAAGUCUAUCACCCUUCCAUGGAGAAUGAUUGGGACUUGCAGGCUGUGCCCAUUGCUGCCCGAGCACCUCUUACCGGAUUGUUUCCGAGGCUUGGUACCACUGGGAUUCUUAAUAGUCCGAUUGAAUCAUUAUCCUCGAUCAAGGGAUUUCCGACAGUCACCACCAUUCCGAUGCGACCAGUGAUGCAUGAGAACCUGGAUUCUUCUCAGAAAACAAGUUGUUGCUCUCAAUGUAUGCAAAAUUAUGAACGGGAACUGGAAAAAUUUGUGGCCAAUGAGCUGGACAAACCAUCUUCUGUACCUAAAACGGAAGGAGCCAAAGCAUCCACUCUCCCUCCGUGGCUGCAGAAUGCAAAGGCCCAAGAUGAAGAUGCAAAGAAACCCGAAACAACCGAUAAUUUGGAUAAAGAACUGAUGCGAAAGCAAAAGACUCAAGAACUACAGAAGAAAUGGCACGAUAUAUGCUUUCGUCUUCAUCCUAAUUUCCAUAAUCUGAACAAGUUUGGUUCAGAGAGAACUGUACCGGUGUCUCUUCCUUUAACAGGUUUGUACGGUCCGAACUUGCUCGGGCAUCAACCUUCCCAACCAAAGUUACAAUUGAAUAAAGGAUUUGGUGAAACCCUGCAACUGAAAACAAAUCCACUUCUGGCUAGUAAACCAUCUGAAAAAGUUGUAUCGAUUUUGCGACCGAAUAGCCCUGUAAGGACAGAGUUGGCUCUUGGACGAAAGAAUGUUGGUGAAAUCUUGGCUGAGGAAACACACAAAGAGCGUGUGAAGGACUUUCUGGGUUGCAUAUCUUCUGAACCCGAGAACAAAGUCUGCGAACUACGGAGUAGUAAAUUUGUCAAUACAUCGGAUAUUGACUCGUACAAGAGGCUUUUUAAAGGUAUACUGGAGAAGGUAUGGUGGCAGCAAGAAGCAGCAUCUGCUUUGGCUACAAGUGUGACUCAGUUCAAAUUGGGAAAUGGAAAACGACGAGGUACGGUUCCGAAAGGAGACAUGUGGCUCUUGUUCUUGGGUCCCGACCGAGUUGGAAAGAAGAAGAUGGCAACUGCUCUUGCAGAGCUGGUAUCUGGGUCCAAUCCUGUAACCAUUUGUCUUGGCUCAAAACGCAGUGAUGGAGAAUCAGAUAUCAGUAUCCGUGGUAGAACCGUGUUAGAUAGAAUUUUGGAGGCGGUUAGAAGAAAUCGAUUUUCUGUCAUUGUGCUUGACGAUUUCGAUGAAUCUGAUCUGUUGGUCUGUGGAAGCAUAAGAAGGGCCAUGGAGAGAGGUCGGUUCACCGAUUCUCACGGCCGUGAAAUCAGUCUUGGUAAUAUCAUCUUCAUCCUUACAGCAACCUGGGUACCGGAUGAUAUGAAACACUUGUCUAACGGGAAUCAGCUCGAGGAAGAGAAAUUUGCUAGUUUAGCAAGAAGAACUUGGCAGUUGAAACUAUCCGUUAGUGAGCAGACAGUUAAACGUCGAGGCGAAUGGACGCACGGUGAAGAACGGUGUUUGAAACCCAGAGUAGAAACUGGUUCAGCCAUAGCAUUUGAUCUCAACGAAUCUGCAGAUGCAGAGGAUGAGAAAACAGACGGAUCAUUGAAUUCCAGUGACGUAACAACUGAUCACGAAACCGAGCACGGCCUCAACACUCGACAAUUAUCAUUCAUGACUCAUUCAGCAUCACGAGAGAUGUUCAAUACAGUCGACGAUGCAAUCGUCUUCAAACCAGUGGACUUCUCUCCAAUCAAGCACAACAUCACAAGCUCCAUCAACAAGAAGUUUUCAUCCAUUGUUGGAGAGAAGAUUUCACUUGAAUUACAGGAGAAUGCUCUUGAGAAAAUCACUAGUGGGGUAUGGCUCGGGAACACGAACGUCGAUGAAUGGACCGAGAAGUAUCUCGUUCCAAGCUUGAAAGAGCUCAAAGCUCGCCUUCCGACUGCCAAUGCCUUUGAGUCCAUGGUGGUUAAGCUGGAGUCCGACAGCGACUUGGGUUGCCGGAGCUCAGAAAGUCAGCUGCCUUGUAGCAUCAAGGUGGUUGUGGGGGAAAAACUGUGAGAUGUGCCGAGGUUCAUAGCAGUUGGAAUUUUGUAACUUUGUUGGAUAGAGAUGUAAAUAUGCUUGAAUGGAAGGGUAAAAUCGUAAAAGAAAGAAAAAAAAAGAAGUUAAAAGAGCCAUAUGAGGGAGCCUGAGAGGGCUUAGGCCAAGUUUACUUUUUUCUUUUUCCCAAUAUUUUUUCUUAAAUUAUUUGAUUUCUUUAUGUUUACUACCUCCAAAUUUAUAGGAAUUAAAGAAUUAUAGAUAUUAUUUUAUUGAAUUAA
Molecule: messenger RNA, 4239 nt
Organism: Benincasa hispida (wax gourd)
Lineage: Eukaryota; Viridiplantae; Streptophyta; Magnoliopsida; Cucurbitales; Cucurbitaceae
Product: protein SUPPRESSOR OF MAX2 1-like
Molecular function (GO): ATP binding; ATP hydrolysis activity
Source: RefSeq, a predicted model, not a curated record